ACCCCUGCAUCCCCGCGCGGCUCCCGGGUGCUCGUCCCCCCCGCGGAGCGUCCCCGCCGCCCAUGGCCGAGGUGGUGGAGCCCGACCCCGGCGCGGCCGAGGACCCGGAGGCCCAGGCCCUGGAGACGCCGGCGUGGAAGGCGCCCGAGGACGCGGGCACCCAGCCCGGAAGUUACGAGAUCCGACACUAUGGACCGGCCAAGUGGGUCAGCACCUCGGUUGAGUCUAUGGACUGGGAUUCUGCCAUCCAGACAGGUUUUACCAGACUGCACGGCUACAUUCAAGGCAGGAACGACAAAGAGAUGAAAAUAAAGAUGACAGCUCCAGUGACGAGCUACGUGGAGCCGGGGGCCGGGCCCUUCAGCCAGUCUACCAUUACCGUUUCCCUGUAUAUCCCUUCUGAGCAGCAAUCUGAUCCGCCCAGGCCCUCGGAGUCAGAUGUCUUCAUUGAAGACAGGGCCGGGAUGACUGUGUUUGUACGGUCUUUUGAUGGAUUCUCUAGUGCCCAAAAGAAUCAAGAACAACUUCUGACUUUAGCAAGCAUUUUGAGGGAAGAAGGAAAAGUUUUCGACGAAAAGGUUUACUACACUGCAGGCUACAACAGUCCUUUCAAAUUGCUUAACAGAAAGAAUGAAGUGUGGCUGAUCCAGAAAAGUGAACCCUCCCCCUCGGAGGAAAAUGAAUGAGAAAAUGAAAGGUUCCAUCGCAGAAGCUGAGCUUAAUAGAGACAUCAGCCUACCUAGAUGUAAAGUGUAUGUUUAGUCCCUCUACCUGAACGCGCUGCUAUGAAUUAAGCUUGUUUCCAAUGUGCCUUGGAAUGCUGGAUGCUUUAUCUAGAUACACAUAUCAGGAC
Sorex fumeus (smoky shrew) is the source of this 853-nucleotide messenger RNA. It is a transcript of the gene HEBP2, whose product is annotated as heme binding protein 2. Bases 63 to 686 code for a protein of 207 amino acids. The transcript has 4 exons. NCBI's taxonomy places the organism in Eukaryota, Metazoa, Chordata, Mammalia, Eulipotyphla, Soricidae. Gene Ontology annotation, cellular component: cytoplasm. The record is from RefSeq and is a predicted model, not a curated record.